Molecule: messenger RNA, 1039 nt
Organism: Lemur catta (Ring-tailed lemur)
Lineage: Eukaryota; Metazoa; Chordata; Mammalia; Primates; Lemuridae
Gene: SPATA4
Product: spermatogenesis associated 4
Exons: 6
Coding region: 5-922 (305 amino acids)
Biological process (GO): negative regulation of execution phase of apoptosis; regulation of cytoskeleton organization
Cellular component (GO): axoneme
Molecular function (GO): microtubule binding
Source: RefSeq, a predicted model, not a curated record
CGCCAUGGCUGCCGCCGGCCGGGAAAGACGUUAUUUGACUCAGCCGGCGGCAGCCCCAGCCAAGCCACCGUCAGUUUCGCCACAGCCAGCAGCGCCCGUCCGAGGGAAGCCUAAGAACCGUCUGGUCUAUCCACCUCCCCCGAAGAGCUCCCGCCUGUCGCGCUCCCUUCUGCGCUGGCUCCAAAGUCUGGAUCUCAGCUUCUUCCCCAGGCACAUCAACAGGGAUUUUUCAAAUGGCUUCCUGAUUGCAGAAAUAUUCAGUAUAUAUUACCCCUGGGAACUUAAAUUAUCCUCCUUUGAAAAUGGAACUUCUUUAAAAGUCAAAUUGGAUAACUGGGCACAGUUGGAGAAGUUCCUGGCAAGAAAAAAUUUCAGAUUACCUAAAGAACUAAUCCAUGGAACAAUUCAUUGUAAAGCUGGAGUACCUGAAAUACUGAUACAGGAGGUUUAUACUUUAUUAACACAUCGAGAAAUUAAAAGUGUCCAGGAUGACUUCGUGAAUUUCACGGACUAUAGUUACCAGAUGCGUUUACCCCUGGUUCCCAGGUCUACAGCUUCAAAGUCAAUUAAAGAUAACAUUAGAUUGACAGAACUACUAAGCAAUCCCAACACACUCAACACUGAACUUAAAAUAGAGUUCCUCUUCCUUUUACACAUGUUGCAAAGAAAAUUAAGCAGAAAAUUGAAUCCAAAAUGGUUUGAUGUCAAACCAACAGUAGGAGAAAUUACUCUCAAUCGUCUUCCUGCCCAAUCCUCUGGGCACAGGUUUAAGUCAAAGGUUGCAAAAGAAAAAGUUGCCCCUGUUUUACAAAAUACAGGUAAUUGUGGCAGUUGCCAUCGAGAAAUUUAUGUGAAGCGAGGUGGAAGACUUUCUUGUGAUUCUGCUUUGAAACCUACCAAAAAUAUGAAAAAUAAAACUUGAAAAGCACCUGUUAAAUGGCUUUGAAGAAGUGAUACUACCAUCUCUUGCCAUACUAAAGAGAUAUUAUCACCUAGUCUUAGAUGUAUUUCAAUAACAAAUAAAUUGAAAUGGCGUCUU